AUGGGAUACAGAAUGAGGGUCCAUGUCUUUGGAAAUUGUCCCUCUCCCGCAGUGGCCAUCUACUGUUUAAGACAGUCAGUGAAAAAUGCUGAGCCCGUUGUAAAGCAGUUUGUCAACCGUGACUUUUAUGUAGAUGACGGGCUAACAUCACUUCCCUCAGUCGAAGCUGCAGUGAAGCUGCUCAAGAGGACGCAAGAGGUUCUGUCAGACUCAAACUUGAGGCUUCAUAAAAUCGCCUCAAAUAAAGCAGAAGUUAUGAAUGCAUUCCCAUCUCAGGACCAUGCCAUCAACUUAAAGGACCUGGACUUCACUUUAGAUACCCUACCCAUGCAACGUAGUCUGGGACUUAACUGGGAACUAAUGUCAGACACAUUUACUUUUCAAGUAGCUGAUGAGCAAAAGCCUUUCACCCGCAGAGGCGUCUUGUCAACUGUCAACAGCAUCUAUGAUCCCCUGGGAUUUCUUGCCCCUGUCACCAUACAAGGCAAACUGAUCGUGCGUAAGCUCAUACAGAACAAUGGAGAUUGGGAUGCACCUCUUCCUCAAGAAAUGGAAGAGACCUGGUCAACGUGGCGACGCUCAUUGAAAGAUCUCAUCAAUCUCCAGAUCCCAAGAGUUUACACAAAGGCCUCUCCUACAGCAGUGUCAAAAAGAGAGAUAGUCAUGUUUUGUGACGCUUCUGCAAAGGCAAUUGCAGCAGUUGCAUACUUAAAACUGACAGAGAAAAAUGGAACCAACCACGUGGGCUUUCUCAUGGGGAAAGCCAAGCUUACAACCUUGUCAGAACAAACUGUCCCUAGACUUGAGCUUUGUUCUGCAGUAUUAGCGGUGGAGCUUGCCGAGCUCAUCACCUCAGAGAUGGACAUGGAAGUUGAUAUCACUUUCUACAGCGACAGCAAAAUCGUUCUUGGUUACAUCAAUAAUGACACUGGAUGUUUUUAUGUGUAUGUAAGCAACCGAGUUCAACGGAUAAGAAGCUUUUUUCACCCUGAGCAAUGGAGACAUGUCUCCACUGAAGCAAACCCUGCUGACAUAGCCACAAGGUCUGUGUCAGCGAAACACCUGUCUAGUACCACCUGGCUUUGUGGACCAGCAUUCUUGAAGAAUGCUCAGAAUGAACAGUUUGAAAAGGGCCCUUUUGAGUUGUCAGACCCCUCUUUGGAUACAGAGGUCCGCCCGCAUGUUUCAACAUUGAACACCACUGCAGUAAUCAAACACAUGGGUUCUCAACGCUUCUCCAAGUUCUCUAGUUGGACCUCAUUGAUCCAUGCUGUUGCUCGUCUCACUCACAUUGCUCGCCUCUUUCAAAAGAAUCUUGCAGUAAAGGCUAAUGGCUGCAAAGGCUGGCAUUAUUGCCACUCAGCAAAUGCUUUUGAAGAACUUGCGCACGCUAAGAAAAUCAUCAUUCGUGCAGUUCAAGAAGAUACAUAUGCUCAAGAGUAUGCUUCUAUCAAAAAUGGUAAAGGGCUUUCCAAACAAAAUAAUCUCAAAUCCUUAGAUCCUCUCAUUGAUGCUGAUGGUCUGCUAAGAAUCGGGGGAGGCAUCAAAGAAGCUGAACUCUCUUUGGAUGAGAAAUCGGCUCUCAUAAUCCUUGGCAAGCACCAUAUUUCCACGCUUCUGGUCAGGCACUACCAUCAGAAAAUACAACAUCAGGGCAGAUUAUUCACUGAAAGUACUCUAAGAGCUGCCGGAUUUUGGAUUGUUUGUGGUAAAAGACGAGUAAGCAGUGUGAUCUAUGGAUGUGUUCCAUGCCGGAAACUUCACGCUUUGCAUCAAACUCAAAAGAUGGCUGAUCUUCCAGCUGAUCUCCUGUCCACUGAACCUCCAUUUACCAACGUUGGGCUGGACGUCUUUGGACCUUGGACAGUGUCUGCACGUCGUACACGAGGUGGCCUUGCACAAGACAAACGGUGGGCCGUACUAUUCACCUGUAUGAGUGUCAGAGCCGUGCACACAGAGGUCAUUGAAUCAUUAGACACAUCAUGCUUCAUCAAUGCCUUAAGACAUUUCCUUGCUAUCAGGGGCCCAGUGAAAGUAAUUCGGUCUGAUAGAGGCACCAACUUCAUAAGUGCAUGCAAAGAGGUCAAGAUUCCAUCCAACAUUGAUAACACAUCUAUAGAAAAGUUUUUGUCCGAUCAAGAUUGCAGAUGGAUGUUCAACGUGCCUCACACAUCUCACAUGGGUGGGCCAUGGGAGAGGAUGAUCAGUGUGGCAAGAAGGAUCCUUGACGCCAUGUUCCUGCAGCUUGGGACGUCAAAGCUGACCCACGAGGGACUCUCCACACUUAUGGCAGAGGUGACUGCCAUCAUCAAUGCCAGACCUCUUGUACCAGAUGACCCCUAAAUACUCUCACCAGCCACACUCCUCACACAAAAGGUCAGUCCCUCAACUGCUCCUGUAGGCGACUGGGUAAAAGCAACAGUGGCGUCAAGUCCAGCAUUUGGCUCAAACCUUUUGGGUCAGAUGGAAGAAGCAAUACCUAUCUACACUUCAGCCACGAAGGAAGUGGCAUUCACCCCACCCUAACCUACUGCCUGGAAGCGUAGUGCUCCUCAAAGAUGACCAACUGAAGAGAAACCAUUGGCCUUUACGACUAAUUACACAAGUCUUCCCAAGCAAAGAUGGCAGAGUUUGCAAAGUGGAGAUAAAAGUCUCCAAAAAGGAUGGAAUCAAAGUGUUCCUGCGGCCAGUAACAGAGACAAUCUUGCUUAUGGCACCAGAGAAGCCAUAGAUUGUAUCCUUUUGGACAGUUUGGUAGUGGCGGCUUAAUCCGCCAGGCGGCGACUGUUCUGUCUUGUUUGUUGAAUUUAUUUAUGGUAUAUGUAAAACCAGUGUUUAAGUUCACCUGGGAAUUCAUUAGUGAGGUGCACUUCCUCCUUUAGACAGCAGGAGGCAGCAUUGCCUAGUUUACAGUAAUGUCCAAGUUAACAGGAGACAACAAGUAGUUCCUUUGAGGCUACUUUAAGCUAGUUCGGUGACGAUUGCAAACGUGUUCAUCUGCUCGAAUCUCAUGCCAAAGAAAGUAUCAUCGUUUUACCCUUUUUACGGUCAAUAAACCUGUGGACUAGAA
Messenger RNA from Nerophis ophidion (straightnose pipefish), 3070 nucleotides. RefSeq lists its product as uncharacterized. NCBI's taxonomy places the organism in Eukaryota, Metazoa, Chordata, Actinopteri, Syngnathiformes, Syngnathidae. The coding region runs from base 1 to 2343 and encodes 780 amino acids. The transcript has 2 exons. Gene Ontology annotation, biological process: DNA integration. The record is from RefSeq and is a predicted model, not a curated record. Gene Ontology annotation, molecular function: nucleic acid binding.